AUGUCGACAUUGACGAAAAUUUUUGUGGCUGUUAUAGUUGUAGCUUCUCUACCGCAGUCAUCAGCAUUCAGCAUUCGAGAGCUGAUACGAGGAGGAAAACGAGGCGGCGAUUCGUCGACCCCCUGCCCAACCUGGCAUCCGUUUGAAUGUCCGUCCGGUGAAUGUGUACCGAUCAAGUAUCUAUGCGAUGGUUCUCCUGAUUGCUCGGAUGAAUACGAUGAAAACAAAAGCAUGUGCACUGUGUUUGGUCCAAAAGCCAAAGAUGAACUGGUUGGUAUGGGUGGAGUGGACAAGGUCGCCGUAGCGCUAUCACAAAUCCCAACAGCAGACUUGUUUGGUAUUGACAUGAAGCUAUCAGAUGAGGAAACUGAGCAUAUGAUUGCUGUACUGGAAGGCAUUCUGAACGGAUCCACUGAUGAACUCACCUCCAACGAGGCCGCUGAUUUCCGCUUUUUCGUGCAAAAGUUACAGGUAACGAGAGAUUUUUUGACCUUUAAGCACUGCUAA
Messenger RNA from Haemonchus placei, 507 nucleotides. The record is from the annotation of a GenBank genome assembly. Lineage: Eukaryota; Metazoa; Nematoda; Chromadorea; Rhabditida; Trichostrongylidae.